Strigops habroptila (Kakapo) is the source of this 3342-nucleotide messenger RNA. RefSeq names its product exoribonuclease 1 (gene ERI1). Gene Ontology annotation, biological process: exonucleolytic trimming to generate mature 3'-end of 5.8S rRNA from tricistronic rRNA transcript (SSU-rRNA, 5.8S rRNA, LSU-rRNA). The transcript has 7 exons. Gene Ontology annotation, cellular component: cytoplasm; nucleolus. NCBI's taxonomy places the organism in Eukaryota, Metazoa, Chordata, Aves, Psittaciformes, Psittacidae. Gene Ontology annotation, molecular function: nucleic acid binding; 3'-5'-RNA exonuclease activity. The record is from RefSeq and is a predicted model, not a curated record. The coding region runs from base 29 to 1048 and encodes 339 amino acids.
GGGCGCCCGUCCCGCCGCCGCCGCCGCCAUGGAGGAGCAGAAGGAGAACCGCCCGCAGGCCGCCCCGAACGAGGCGCCGGCGCCGCCCGCCGCUGCCGCCCGCCCGCCGGGUAGGCAGCAUUGUAGGAUCAGUGACCAAGAAACUAAUGGGAAAAAGUCAGCUGCCAGUCCAAAUGACUUCAGUGAUCCGGUUUACAAAGAAAUUGCCAUGACCAAUGGUUAUAUCAACAGAAUGACCAGAGAUGAGCUCAGAAGUAAACUUGCAGAGUUCAAGCUUGAAACCAGAGGAGUGAAAGAUGUGCUGAAAAAGAGACUGAAAAACUAUUAUAAGAAACAGAAGCUAAUGCAGAAGGAACCCAUUAAUAGAGACAGCUGCUAUGACUACAUCUGUGUUGUUGACUUUGAAGCAACAUGUGAAGAAGGAAACCCACGUGAAUUUGUACAUGAAAUAAUUGAGUUUCCUAUUGUCUUACUAAACACACAUACCCUGAAAAUAGAGGACACCUUUCAGCAAUACGUGAAGCCAGAGAUUAAUCCCAAGCUUUCAAACUUCUGCAUCAGCCUGACAGGAAUCACCCAGGACAUUGUUGAUAAAGCUGAGACAUUUACUCAAGUUCUGCAGAAUGUCAUAGAGUGGAUGAGACAGCGAGAACUGGGAACAAAGUAUAGCUAUUCCAUGUUGACAGAUGGGUCUUGGGAUAUGAGUAAAUUUCUGAACACCCAGUGCCGUAUUAGCCGUAUCAAAUACCCUUCUUUUGCCAAAAAGUGGAUCAAUAUUCGCAAAUCAUAUGGGAACUUCUAUAAGGUUCCUAGGAACCAGACCAAGCUGACAAUGAUGCUUGAAAAUCUGGGUAUGAAUUAUGAUGGGAGACCUCACAGUGGACUUGAUGACUCUAAAAACAUUGCGAGGAUAGCUAUAAGGAUGCUACAGGAUGGCUGUGAACUGCGGGUGAAUGAGAGGAUGCAUGCUGGACAGCUUAUGACAGUCUCCUCCUUGGCCCCCUUAGAGGGAGCCCCUGCUCCACAGAUGCCCCGCUACAGGAACUAGCAGUUCAGGGGUUCUGCCUUAGGAACUGCUCCCAGAUAGCCAUGAAGGACUGUUACAAAGCUUAUUGAACAGACGCCUCUGCCAACCUCUCUGCAGUGCAGAAUCCAGAAGCACCUUAACUGAUCAUCUCUGUUGAAAUAGUGUGGAAGCUCUUCGCUCUUUGCAGCCUGUGUUACAGCAUUGUUUUCUUUUCCUACUGAUGAUUUUUUGUUGUUGCUUGCAACUUAACCCAGCAGUAAGGUUGAUAUGUGGGAUCCAGGCAAAGUGUUAAGCUUUUAAGAACAUGUAAUUUAAACACAUGCAAACAUCGCUUUGGCCUGUGCACGGCUGUUCCACCCCAGCCUGUGGAUAGUAUGUAUUCGCUAAGCCUUACUCUUGAUGAUAUCUAGCAUCUGAUUAUUCAUUGCACACAAAUAAGACAUGGCUGGAAGAACUGAAAUAGUGAGUGGUUGGGCUGGCCUUUCCUGAUAAGGCAGUCUUCUAAGGGCUUCUGCUGGUAACUUUUGGGGCUUUUUUACAAAGUCUAGAAGAAAUGGGAGAAUGUUCAUCAGUUCUAAAGCAGUAGAAAAGUAUUGUGUUGUUUGGGUGUUGGUUUUGGUUUUUUUCCUUUGAGGGAUAUGUUUGUCUGCUUCCACAUCAAAUAGAAGAACUGUGUAUCGAAUAAAAAUUCCAUUAAUGAUGUGGCAUGGCAGUACUCUCCUUUUAACUUGUAUUUAAAAAGAGAAGGACCCAGAUUUUCCCUUUGAGGAUUUUAUCUCCUAUUCCUGCUACAUUCAUAGCUGCACUUCAUUUAAUGUCACUUUUAGACAUUGUCAGCCAUUUGGAAAUGAGUGAAGUAAAAAUAGGUUCAAAACAUGCCAGGUCAACAAAAUUUUGUCCUAUUUGGUUAUUACGUAAAACAAACUAAGAAGCUUCUAGUUCAUAGUUAAAUACAUGCUCAACUAUUUUUGGUAACAUCCUGCACCUCUGCCACCAUGAAGCUGUGCCUUUUAAUACAAUUUUAUUAGUGAAAGCCACAUCUAAUAAGUAACAACUUCUGCUUUUGUCCUAGGCCCCAGAUACGGUGGUACUCGAAAGAGGCCACAGUGUUAAUUUGCUUUGCGUCCAUGGGCUGUUAAUGAAGUACAACAUUAAUGUGAUCAGCUUUGGAUUAGAAUGGCUUGUUCUGAAAUGUGGAAUGCUGUGUUUUGGUUGCUCUUACUCAAAAAAAAAAAAAGAAGUUAGCUUGGUAUCUCUAUAUUACAAUUCAGUCAUUCUUCCUAUGACUUACAUCCAGGAAACAAAAUAACCAAGUCAUAAUAAAGCUUUGUUGAGAACAUUCGCUGCUUGGCUAAAACUCCUCCCAGCUCCCCUUGCUCUUCCGACUGCUAAAUUGGAUCAAUGGAAAUGUGAAAACUUUAUUUCAAAUUCAUGUAAGAGAGAGAAGUAUUGGUCAAGCCUCCAUUGCUCAUAUGUAGGUGGAAGCAGUUCUCUUUCCAGAGUCACAGAUUUGGACAGCCACAACUGCUUUAGAAUGAUGUUCAUUUUUUUUCUGAAAGUAAAUACUUGUUGAACUUGCAGAGUUUUUACUUUAAAACUUCUAAGUUUCCUUUCUGUAUUUGAUGUAUUUUCAGAAUUUAUAUUUUUUUUAUUUUAUUCUUUUAUUUAGAAUGAUAAAAUCCAAAUCUCUCAUAUGCUUACUCUGAAAAUACCAUUCAUUUGUUAGCCCAUGUUUUGUACAAAUUGUUAAUUACAUAUUUGCUUUUCACUAUAGCAACCGCACUCCUCUUUUCUGAAGAACCAUGGUAAUUUACUUCUUUCGAGUUACUGCAAUGCACGUUCCUAUGAUAAAAUUGAGUCUAGCUCAGCAGAUCUCCCCUUGGGAUGGGGGCAGUAUCACAGACUUUGUCACUAGUCUUUUAUUUACAGGUCUAUAACCAGGCUUACAGACCAAUGAAAAGCUUUGUUACAGAUUAUACUACAGGUUUCCUAAGUGAAGAGCUGUUGUAAUUUUACAUCAUUUAUUUUAAGUACUGAGUUGUUUAUUUUUGUUAAAUAACUUCAGAAAGAUAUUUUUUAGGUAAGGGUUGAAUAAUAAUUGUUUUCUGUUUACUGCUUGAGUAGUUUUUUAUCAGUGAGUUGCAGAAAUCUAUAGAAUUAUUCCAGAUAUUAUUUUAUCUAAAUUGAAUUAAUGUCAAACUAAGCUGUAACUAUUUUCACAAAAUGUCCGAUUCGGUGACUUUGAAGUGAAUUUUAUGAAUGUUUGCUGAUUUAUUUGAAAUGUAAAGAAACUUAUUAAAAUAAGUUGGUAUUUA